AUGCUGAGCACCAAGCCAAACAUCGAGCUCCUUCAGGCUGAGAUCGACGAGGACGACCAGAGCUUCUUCCGCCUGCGCGUUGGCAAAACAAUCAAAUACCUCACCAUCGAGCCCGGCCUCUAUAGCACAGAAGACAUGUGUUUCGGCCCCUCGCUGCUCUCCAUCCUACCAGCUUUCCCCCCAGGAGACUGGAACGAUGGGCUUAUCGCCAGAAACCCCGAAACCGGCCAGCCAUUCUUCGCACGCGCCAUGAACACAAAGCUCCCUUCUGUCAUGAACACAUGGCACAAUGUCUCCAUCGACUACGCGGACAUCGAGGUAGGCGAGAAGCUAAGGACAGGCGUGUACGAAGUAACAGUGGCAAGUCCGCUUUUCGAGACCGUUGUCGUCGCAAAAUUCGCCCGCUUCAGCUGGGAGAUCGCGUACCUGGACAACGAAACCAGGGCGUACCAAUGGAUCGACGGCCAUGACAUUGCCCCUCGCUUCCUCGGCCACCUUACAGAGGAUAACGGCGACGAUAAGCGGGUGAUUGGGUUCCUGAUGGAGCGCGUCACGGGUGCCCGGCAUGCAGGGGCACGGCCGGGUGAUGCUGCGGCGUGCCAGACGGCGCUGGGACGGCUGCAUCGGCUGGGCAUUCGACAUGGGGAUGUGAAUCGGUUUAAUUUCUUGGUUCAGGGCGGGAGGGCCGUGCUGAUUGACUUUGAUACCGCGAGGAAGUGUGAUCAUGCUGAUGAGCUGCGUCGGGAGAGCGAGAUGCUGGAGGCGGCGCUGCUGGAUGCGUCUGGACGGGGCGGGGGUGGGAUACUCUGUCGUGCUGGGACGGGUGGAGCAGAGUAG
This is a messenger RNA of Aspergillus mulundensis, 837 nucleotides long. RefSeq lists its product as uncharacterized. Lineage: Eukaryota; Fungi; Ascomycota; Eurotiomycetes; Eurotiales; Aspergillaceae. The record is from RefSeq and is a predicted model, not a curated record. Bases 1 to 837 code for a protein of 278 amino acids. The transcript has a single exon.